AUGCCCCGAUACCUCGCUUACCCUACCGGGCCCAGUGUGCAGGACGCCGCGCUCGAGUACCUCGAGAAGCGCCAGGCUCCCCAGCAGGGCGGCGACCCCGCGGCCAACCCUGGCACCAGCCAGGCGGCUGGUAACGGUGCAGUCGGCAACAACAACGGCACUGCCGGUACCAACGGCACGGCCAACGGCAAUGCGACCGUCUCCGGCGGCGCUGGUGGGAACGGCACCAACUCGAGCGCGACCGUGUCGAUUCCCGCGACCGCUGCGGCUGGUGCAAUCACGAUGUUGGAGCCGGCACAAACGGGCUCGGUGUCGUACUACAAGAUUGCACCCAGCGAGACGAUCACGUUCAAGUGGAACAUGACUGACCUCUAUGUCCAACCUUCCAACCUCACGGUCGUGGCGUCUUGCUCUGCCAACGGCAACACGUACCCUGUGGGACCGACCGACGGCGCACAGAACGUGUUUGACGGUAACACGACCGAGGUGCACUGGGUCCCGUACGACUGGGAGCAGGUGCCGGGGCAGCCGCGGUUCGCAGCGGCCUCGUACGUCCUCCAAAUCUGGGACGAGCGCGGGCCGGGCGUCGCGCGCAAGGGUGGUUGGCUCUCGCCCUACUCGGGCACCAAGUUUGGCAUGUACAUCCCGCAGCCGUACACUCCGCUGGCUGACUGGACGUGCGCGACCUGCUCGUCUGCGCAGCGCCUGCUUGGCCAGCCUGCGGGCCUGAGCAUCAUGACCUCGCUCAUUGUCAUGUUUGUCAGCGCGUACGCCGUGCUGCGCCGCGCAUAA
Messenger RNA from Cutaneotrichosporon cavernicola, 792 nucleotides. RefSeq lists its product as uncharacterized. Lineage: Eukaryota; Fungi; Basidiomycota; Tremellomycetes; Trichosporonales; Trichosporonaceae. The transcript has 3 exons. The coding region runs from base 1 to 792 and encodes 263 amino acids. The record is from RefSeq and is a predicted model, not a curated record.